AUGACAGCAACAGCAACGACUGCUUCACAGGCAGUAUCAGAAUGGGUGAAAGUUUUUCCUAAGCAGGUAACAGAGAAUUAUACGAGUUCUGUUACCUUUAUGAAACAAUUGACAGUGAUAGCAGUAAGUACUAUAACGUACUUGAAGAACGCGUUCCCAGAGGAUAGUUACACAGUGGAAACGUUUGCUGGCGUCAAAUUGCGUAUUCUGAAGAAAAAAUGUAGAAACGAACUAGCGCAGUUCCUAAGCACUGCUUUGAUCCAAGCAUUUGAUGCGUUCGAUAAAAAGUUUCUUCACCAGCUAGCGCUAUGUUUCUACGAGGAUGAGUGUAAGCCAGAGAAUCUCAUAGAGUAUCAUAUAUUCGAGUACUCAUACAACAAAGAAGGCGUCACUCUCGACUUACACUCUAAGAGUCGCCACAGUCGCCACAGUCGCCACAGUCGCCACACCGAGUACACGUUCGAGAACGUUCGCGACCGGACCGUGCAUCUCAUACGCGCGUGUAUUGUUAUCAUGCAGUCCUGUCACACACAGCUGCCCGCCUCAUACGACGUCAGUCUGAGAUUAUAUUAUAAUCAAGAUGCCCCUCCAGACUAUCAAGCCCCGGGGUUCCUCAGUACCAACGAGUCCGAAGACCACUUGGAGCCCUACCUAGCGGACGCCAUCAAGCUAGGCUGGGUUGAGACUCCGUACCAUAAACUAAUAGCGAGGUCCUUCAUCAAGGAAAACGUCGGAGCAAGCCACGAGGCUAACCCGUCACAGAACCGUCCAAUAUUAACCAACGAUAUUCAAGCUUCUGGUUCAGCCAUCGCACCUGAAGACGAUGUCCAAAUAGUCUGUCCCUGUAACAGGAAUGAAGGCGGAUGUGACGUCAGCGAGCUGAUCAAGUGUCUGUUCUGCGGCAAGUUCCAGCACGCGAGUUGUUUCGGCGUGUAUGACGUCACGUCUCACUGCUGCGUGUCCUGUUAUAUAACAGACACUAACAGGCAACCCACUGAUAAGAAACUGGCCGCUCUCACACAGGAGAAGAGAGAGAGCCUGUGUAUAUUUCGGCGAGCGUUGGACUGGUGUACUAGAAUACCAAGUGUGGAUGGUCCAAGUUUAUCACAGAGGUUCCGUCUAUCAGAGAAGAACGCGCACAAACUGAUGAGACUCCUACACUCACACGGAGUGGUGCCCGACGAACCCACAGAUUCGAAGACACCACAAGAAAUCAUAACAGUAGCGCUUGAAUCGGCUAUAACCAAGUUCUUUAAUGUGAACAAAGAUGUGGGGGAGCAUCUGCUGGCGGAAACCUUCUUGGAGGAGUCUGACUCACUUUCAGGGGUCAUCAGCCCCUUCGAACAGGUGAGCCUGACACCUGAUGGCAGUAAGACAGGGGUCACGACCCCUGACAAAAACAGACACACACUGGACCAACAAGCCUCGUCCCCUGAGGAUAUGAUGUUAGAUGGGAAAAGUGCUAAGAGGAAGCUGAGUGAGAGGAAUCUUAGGAAAGGGGUCCGUACUAAGAGGUCCAGACAACAAUAA
Danaus chrysippus (African queen) is the source of this 1530-nucleotide messenger RNA. NCBI's taxonomy places the organism in Eukaryota, Metazoa, Arthropoda, Insecta, Lepidoptera, Nymphalidae. The record is from the annotation of a GenBank genome assembly.